Messenger RNA from Paramecium tetraurelia, 702 nucleotides. RefSeq lists its product as uncharacterized. The transcript is spliced from 4 exons. NCBI's taxonomy places the organism in Eukaryota, Ciliophora, Oligohymenophorea, Peniculida, Parameciidae. The record is from RefSeq and is a predicted model, not a curated record. Gene Ontology annotation, biological process: protein secretion; regulation of exocytosis. Gene Ontology annotation, molecular function: GTPase activity; GTP binding.
AUGAAUAACAGAGAGUACGACUAUUUGUUCAAGCUUGUUAUCAUUGGGAAUAGUGGAGUUGGUAAGUCCUCUCUACUUGUAAGAUACACUGAUGACACAUUUAGUGAAAAUUAUAUCUCCACUAUUGGAGUUGACUUUAAAUUCAAAACAUUUAGACUAGAUGGCAAGGGCUUAAAGUUAUAGAUUUGGGAUACUGCUGGCUAAGAGAGAUUCAGAACCAUUACAAAUGCAUAUUAUAAAGGAGCUGAUGCAAUUGUCAUUGUCUAUGACACUACUUGCUAGUCAUCAUUUGAGGAAAUCGAAAAAUCUUGGAUAGAUGAGAUUCACAAGCAUGCAGGAAAGAAUACUACCGUCCUUUUAAUUGGAAAUAAAAGUGAUUUACCAAAUAAAGCUGUUAUUACUGAGAGAGCAUAAACUUAUGCAAAAGAGAAACUUAUGCUAUUCUAUGAAACUAGUGCUAAAACAUCACAUGGAGUAUCCCAAGCAUUUGAAGAAUUGUCAAGGUUACUCAUCAUUAAAAGAAACAUGAAAUUAGAAGAGAAGAAAUUCAGAAGAAAAUAAAAAAAUGAUUCAUCUGCUGCAGGCUCUGAUAAAAAUCAUGCUUCUUAUACUCAAAAUGAACCAUAAGAGAAUAUUAAUUUAUGGUUACGACCAAAUCCAAAGUAAGAAAAUGAGAAAUAGUAAUAAAAAUGUAAUUGUUGA